CAAGGCCGAUACAACGUGCGCUGAAAAUAACUCUGCGACCAGUUUCAGUACGAGUCACUCGCGGUCUGUGCUUUCAUAUUACCGACCGAGUUAGUUCAGGCGAGUUAAUCAUAAACUCGACCAUCCUGGCGGUUUCGAUUCCACGGUUCGCCGCUAAGGUGAGGCGGAAGCGACCUGUCGGGUGCGCGGAAGGAAUUUAUUGGGUUUGUUUUCGCGACGCAGUCCCCGAAACCUCCGCUAUAUCGAGUGAAAAAAAGAACCUGCUGGUGCUGAACCCCCCUGCUGGUGAAAUGGCCUGGACCUAACAUCCCGCUGCUGUGCCGCUCUCCUGAGACGACUCAAGCCUGGCCCUGGCCCAGCAAUGGCUCCCUGCUCCCAGCUGAGGGUGUCUGCCUGCCUGCCAGCUGUGGGCCUUCUGCUGCUGGUCAUGGGAACCACCACUGCCCAGGCAGGAGAGAACUCCACGCUGCCGAGCGUGAGGGUUGAGGCCACCAGCUCCAGCAACUCCACCAGCGCCCCGGGGCCCAACAUCGCAGCUAUUGUGGCCCCCAGCGUGAUCCUGGGCCUGCUGGCCGUGGUCAGCGUGGUUCUGGUGGUUCUGUUCUGCGUGAUCCGGAAGAAGAGGCAGACGGAGGGGACGUACCGCCCCAGCAGCGAGGAGCAGACGGGGGCGCGCAGCGUCCAGCCUCCGGACGCUCUCAAACUGCCCAAAGAGGAGCGCCUCAUCUGAGAGGUCGCGGCCCCCUGACCUCUGACCCCGCACGCCUGUGGCACAGCUCCGGGAUUGCCGUGC
Molecule: messenger RNA, 793 nt
Organism: Megalops cyprinoides (Indo-Pacific tarpon)
Lineage: Eukaryota; Metazoa; Chordata; Actinopteri; Elopiformes; Megalopidae
Gene: crb3a
Product: crumbs homolog 3a
Exons: 4
Coding region: 362-730 (122 amino acids)
Source: RefSeq, a predicted model, not a curated record